AUGCGUCUCUCCAGCUUAUUGCUGGCCGCUGGUCUUUCCAGCUCUGCACUCGCAGUCGAAGCAUCACUAGAUCCAUGGGAGAUCGACCCGAGCUGCAAUGGCUUCGAGAACGACAUCAAGGAUGCCCUGACGCAGUCAAUUGAUCUUGCUGAGGCUGCGAGAACCAGUCUUGAGUUUCUCCUUGCAAAGAUGCCGGACAGAAACUCUGAUCCUGACGGUGCUGUUAAGUGGGCGCGCAUCAAUUCUGCUGCUUUUAGCAUUUUUGGAUUCAUGGGUAACCACAAGGGCCACGAUGCUGAGACGCAGAAGUACAUUGAGGAUCUGAGAGACAUUUACGCCAAGACGGCCAACACUCUUCCCUCCUCUCAAAACAACCCCGCCAAAGGCUUCAGCCCAAUCCUCUCCCAGAAACCCAACGCCAAGCCCUUGAUCGUCUGUGGUGACGAUGUCUUCCAGUGGUACGACGUGGACCAAGAGCCCGAGCCCGGUGUUGGCAGGGUUAGAGACCAGCCAGCUGUGAGCAGCUACAUCCAGAACGGUGGCACUAUCGCUGGUGCCUUUUACCACGCCAACCGUUGGGACUUUAGACAGACCAAAGCAGCUUCUGUCGGACACUGCAUCGGCAACCGAGAGGCUCUUAUCUCGUCCAGGGAUGAUAUCUUGAUUAUCUGUCCCAAGAUGACGUCUGAUGCUGGAAAGGCGCGUACUACGCCUCGGCAGUACAAGACUUCUGCUGCGUUGGGUGACCAUAUCAUGACGAACUGGGUGUCUAACCCCACCCAGCUUUACCACGAGCUCAUGCAUUGGUUCGGUGGUGUUCAGGGCAGCAACCUACAGCACAUCAUCCAGGAUCAAGUCGCUGUUAAUGAUAAGGGCUUCUUGAGAUACAAGCACAAGGUCACAGGGGAGGUCGAAUACUACACCCGUCCUCCUUCGCAGCAAGAACUCGAUCAGAAGCAGCAGAGAAAGCAGGCAACUUACGGCCUUCGCUAUAUUAUGAACUUGGCGCGUACUUAUAAAGACAAGAAUGGCAACAAAAGCCCUUAUUCUGGUCCCAAGCUGGCUACUAAGAACGCGGACUCGUUGGCACUCUUUUCCUUCAUGAUGUACCUAGAUCAAUUUGACUGGUCCAGGGACGCUCCCGGUCCAGCUCGCUCACCAGACUUUGGACCAGAUCGCGACUGGCGAGAUUAUAGACACUUGAUCCCAACGCUACCGUCUACGCGAACUCGUGCACUUACACCGCCGGGCUUCAGUGAUGAUGAGGAUAAGAGUCUGCAGCGACCAGCUGCGACCUUCCAGCAAUCGCUCUGGUUCAAGGUGCCUGCUAAUCUGAGACGCGAUAUUCUGAGAUUGGCGUUUGGAGAUAGACGUCUUCAUAUGCAUCUCGCCUUUGACCCUUCUGUUUGUAACACAGAUCUUGAAUUGGGUGGGCUCAGUGCUCCAGAUGAACAAGCCGACGCAGGGUAUUCACAGAGGAAAGUCUGGUCAUGGAAUGGAUGCAUCUGCGUUCGAAAGUACGACCCAACGCUAGGGCCUAUGACGCGCGGAGGCCUCAAUCCAGGUCCUUGGAUCGAUCGCUGCUGUGACCCAAUCAAUGUCCCAAAACCACCGCCUGGAAAUAUCGGCAUCAUGGGUUGGCUGCAGUCCUGUCGGCAAAAAAGCUACGCAGAGGCAAUUGAUAUUCUCUACUCGACAAACACCAUUAUUAUCUCGGGCGAAGCAACAAUCACUGAACUCCCAUCGCUAAUACCCUCCCACCAUCUCGCCAAGAUAACAUCUCUCGUGAUCAAAGCCCCCAUUACCAAAGACAACGUCCUCGAGGAUGUCACAAACCUCAUCCUUCCCAGAUCCCGAUUCCUAAACCUCAAGCGUCUCUACGUCUCAGUAGAAUGGUGCGGCGCAGGUAUCUACCAUCCAGACCCAGAUGAACUAAUCGCGUCCUUCGAUACCCUGGCGCGAACAAUCAAAGACUGCUCUUUCGCUAUCCCCAUGGAGUGGUUCUCGCGUAUCUCGUGGGGUCAGAUGCGGAGCGCAACUACAGGCAGACAGAUCACUUACAGCCAGUUUUGGCGGACGCUCGGAAAUGCCGAGGGAGAUGGGGAUGGGUAUGAGGGCGGGCUUGAUGUCGUACAGCUACCUUAUGCUGAUAGCUAUCCGAGGCCUCCGUAUCAUCUGGAGAGUCCUGGUGCUGGGUAUUGGAUUCUGGAGGCGAGUGAGAUGUCGCUGAGUACGCAUUAUGAUUUUCUUACUGGACAUUACAAUGAUGACUGA
Molecule: messenger RNA, 2274 nt
Organism: Fusarium subglutinans
Lineage: Eukaryota; Fungi; Ascomycota; Sordariomycetes; Hypocreales; Nectriaceae
Exons: 7
Coding region: 1-2274 (757 amino acids)
Source: RefSeq, a predicted model, not a curated record